Messenger RNA from Mya arenaria, 2049 nucleotides. RefSeq names its product sushi, von Willebrand factor type A, EGF and pentraxin domain-containing protein 1-like. The transcript is spliced from 11 exons. The coding region runs from base 44 to 2005 and encodes 653 amino acids. Gene Ontology annotation, cellular component: membrane. The record is from RefSeq and is a predicted model, not a curated record. NCBI's taxonomy places the organism in Eukaryota, Metazoa, Mollusca, Bivalvia, Myida, Myidae.
AACAUUAAGACAGUGAAGAGUUCGGCAAUUGUGAACUGCCGAAAUGAUUGCUGUUUUAUUCUGUUGUGUGUUUGUUCUAUCCGGAGCGGUAAUUGGCAUCCCGCAGAAGAAUAAUGGUGGACGCAAUUUUGAGCAACUUCCUUUCUUUUGGACAAUGAAAUCGUGCUGUGAAAACAAUGCCUACAUGUGUACGCGUAGUGCAAGCUCUAAGACUACGAGGCCAAUUAUCGUCCCAAAGAGCCAGAUAUGUGAUGGGACGACACAGUGCCCUAACGGCGAUGACGAAAGCUGCACAAAAUGCCAAGAACCCCCGACAGUCGCGUUUGGUUCCAGCAACCCCGCAACAAGUCAUUACACUGUGGGUACGAUUGUCAAGUAUGGAUGCAACACCGGAUAUACAAUCGAAGGGAACGAUUUCAUCGUCUGUAGCCCAAACGGGACUUGGAGCCAGCCUCCUGUUUGUGUCAGAACAUGUCCUUCAACUCUGCCAGUUUUUCCGAACACAUCACCCAUGCCCUCUAAUCCCCCCUACAUGAGCGGAACAGUACUUGUAUACAAAUGUAUUGGAAGCAAGGUUGACGACCAUACCAAGAACAGUACCAUUACCUGUAUGCCGGAUGGUUCCUGGUCAGGUGAACCCACCUGUAUACAGAAAUGCGAUGAUCCCCCAGUCAUACAAUACGGAUACGCGCUCGAUGCCAAGGCUCCGUACACAGUUAUGGACGUAGUUACGUACGCUUGUGCUGUCGGGUCGGCACUGGUGGGCAACAACCAUGCGUCUUGUAAGGCUGACGGAACUUGGACUUCACCUCCAGUUUGCAAACGAGUAUGCGACGCAUCCUUGCCCAAGUUUCCCAAUGCAUUACCAGCCUUUCAAACGUCGCCAACUUCCCAGUCGCCGCCAUACUUCGUCGGAACAAUCAUUAUCCACAGCUGUGAAGCUGGCUUUGACGAGAUGGGGAAUAACUUUAUUGUCUGUUUGGACGAUGGGACAUGGUUUGGAGAACCGAAAUGCUUGGCCAAAUGUAGUGAACCACCAAUGGUCCCCUUUACUAAUGCAGCGGUUAAGGAUGCCAAUGUACCUUCCAUAGGAUCCACAGCUACCUACAAUUGCAUAACAGGAUACGCACUGGAAGAAAAUGCUGCAGGCAUGGCCGCCGUCUGUCUUAAAGAUUUAACAUGGGCACCAUUACCAGAAUGCAAAAAAGUUUGUACAGAUGACCCCCCGAACUUUGAAAAUGCGACGCCAGUCCUACCUACAACGCCUACUUUCGUAGGGACCAUUAUAGAGUACACUUGUGAUGAUGGCUAUGAAAUUGGGCCAAACUGUAGCAAUACAGUUACAUGUGAUGGGGACGGGUGCUGGAAAGGAACUGUGCAGUGCAUAAGAACAUGUGUCGGAUCUGGGCUACAGAACAGGUUUCAAGAUUCACCUGUCCCCGGAUCCGGCGAGCCAUAUUUCGCUGGGGACCGAGUGGUGUACGAAUGCAACGCGGGCUACACCAUCAAUCCAUGCAGAUCCAACUUUGCAGAAUGUCGAGAUGACGGAACAUGGUCAACACCAAACCAAUGCAGUGGACCACCAAUGUCCUGCAGUGGUUCGAAUAACGAAGGCUGUACUAACCCAAGGUCAACUACUGUUGAGGGUACUACGUUUCAGUGGCGUCUUUGUGACGGCGGUGGAGACGGGGUCUGUGCAUUUAACAAAGGACGUCUCGAGGUUAGACAAGGCACUACUGGGAACUUUAAACCAGUAUGCAAUGAUGAUUGGCUUACUCAUCCUAAUCUUCAUGUGGCCUGCAGAAUGCUUGGAUUCAGACAUGCUGUUGGCAUGUCAAACUUUCGGCCGGGUAGUAACGUCUUCGCGCUGGAUAAUGUCAGGUGUGGUGGAAGUGAGACGAAUUUGAUUCAGUGUCCUUCAAAUGGCUUUGAUGCCAACGACAACUGUGCUGCAGACGAUUACGUCGGACUCAUCUGCACAAACGAAUGCAAGACAAGUCUGUAAAAUGUCAGAGUGAAUGCAAUGGAAAUGAUAAAACAAUUAUUUUA